UUGCAUCUUAUCAUCUCUCUCUAACUCUCUCUCUCUCUCUCUCUCUCUCUCCUCAAAAGUCAGCGCCUCUCUCUCUCUCUAAACAGAAACAAACACUGUACAAAACAGACACUUUCAGACCUUGUCUCUAACGGUUAUGGAGGUAGAUUGGGAUCUACAUGCUGUAGUCAGAGGCUAUACCAACCUCACCUCCUCCUCUUCCUCCUCCACCACCACCUCAACAACCACCUUAGCCACCUCAUCAACACACUCUUAUAAUAAUAAUAAUAAUAAUAAUAACUUUUUCUCUAUUUAUCCUACAGAACAAACAAGUCAAGUUUUUUCACUUUCAAACCCCUUUGAAACUAAAAGUUCCAUUGAAGAAUUGCAUGAACUUUGCAAACCUUUCUUCUUCAAAUCAUCAUCAUCAUCACAACCUCUCUCUUCUGGUUCUUUCUCUUAUUCAUCACCAUCACCAAAAUCACCUCAUAUACAACCAAAACAGCUUCUGGUUAAUAACAAGCUUCAUCAUCAUGCUGCUUCUGCCAUCACACCAAGAUCCAAAAGAAGGAAGAUUCAGCAUAAGAAGGUUUGUGAAGUGCAAGCUGAGAAGCUCUCAUCAGACAUAUGGGCAUGGAGGAAAUAUGGUCAAAAACCAAUCAAAGGGUCACCAUAUCCAAGGGGAUAUUACAGAUGUAGCAGUUCAAAAGGAUGUUUAGCUAGGAAACAAGUUGAGAGGAACAAAUCAGACCCAUCAAUGUUCAUAGUUACAUACACUGGUGAACACAGUCACCCUGCUCCAACUCACAGAAAUUCUCUUGCUGGUUCAACAAGACAGAAGCCAUUGUCCCCACAAACUGUCACUGCUGAAGACUCUUCCCAACAACCCUUUACAAAACAAGUUUCAUCAUCCACAUCAGAAGCUGAAGAGGAAGAUGUUACAACACUCUUGAGUGUAAAGUCAGAGAGCAAAGAAGAUUUGGAAGAAAUGAUGAAUGAUGAUGAGGAGGAAAAUGAAUUUGAGUUAUCUGAUAUGGUUGUAACAGAUGAUUUCUUUGAAGGUUUAGAUGAAUUGACAGGUUUUGCUGGAAAAACAGUAGCAUCAUCUGGUGGUGACUGUUUUGGUGACCCUUUUGCUGCUAGUAUUGCUCUUCCUGCUUGUGGUGGCCAAUGAUGUUGCCACCUAUAAAGCACCGACAUGAACCUUAUGUCGGACAGGACACUGACACAUUGACAUGUCAAUUUCGAUAAUGCUUUGAGAAAAUAAAAUAAUUGAAUGCUAUGUGUCAGUGUCGUGUCGGAUAUAGAACGUGUCAAAUGCUAAACACAACAAUUUAAAGUGUCGGUGCUAGAUAGACCUCUGCUGAUUUUGGUGGUAGCUGACUCAUUAGUUUCAAGCUUUUCCUUAUAGAGAAUAGGAAAUGGAAUAGAAUCUUUUUGUUUUCUUGUUUUUGUUUUUUUGGUUAGAGGAAUUGGUACAUUAUGGAGGAAUAUUAACUAACAAUGCAAUGUGAAGGGGAAGAAAAGUUCAACCAAAAGUAUAGUGAUAAUGUUAAAUUUUGAUUAGACAUUUAUAUCUUUGUUUAUGUUAGUGAUUGCUAGCCAUACUUUUGGUAAUGUACAAACAAUUCAGUUUUCAACAGCUUUUGUUUUGUCUAUGUAAUCUUUUUCAAGUUAGUUGAAUUGAAAAUGGAUUAUGAGAA
Messenger RNA from Medicago truncatula (barrel medic), 1682 nucleotides. RefSeq names its product WRKY transcription factor 22. Gene Ontology annotation, biological process: regulation of DNA-templated transcription. Gene Ontology annotation, cellular component: nucleus. The transcript is spliced from 3 exons. Gene Ontology annotation, molecular function: DNA-binding transcription factor activity; transcription cis-regulatory region binding. Bases 137 to 1153 code for a protein of 338 amino acids. The record is from RefSeq and is a predicted model, not a curated record. NCBI's taxonomy places the organism in Eukaryota, Viridiplantae, Streptophyta, Magnoliopsida, Fabales, Fabaceae.